Molecule: messenger RNA, 3326 nt
Organism: Zonotrichia albicollis (white-throated sparrow)
Lineage: Eukaryota; Metazoa; Chordata; Aves; Passeriformes; Passerellidae
Gene: BEGAIN
Product: brain enriched guanylate kinase associated
Cellular component (GO): synapse
Source: RefSeq, a predicted model, not a curated record
ACAUUCACAAACAAUGCUGCCUCAAUUUCUUUCAGUCUCAAGUGUGCAUGACUAACUGAUAAUUUCCUGCAUUUGUGACAUUCCAUGAUCUUGCUUGAUGCUGCCAAAGUUUGUGACUACACAGAAAAGCAGUGGCAGGUUGAGAGUGAAUGACCCCCGGUAAGUUAUUUUGAAAUUGCCAGACUUCGCUCUGCAAGUUUAGUCUCUCAUAGCAACGUGGGCAGCAUAUUCUGUGCUGGCUUCAUUAAAAGAAAACGAUUCCGUCUUUCAGUCAAAAAAAAAAAGAAAAGCUGUAACUGUUGAAGCAGCAUGCACCUAAUAAGAGACUUCUAAAUCUGGCUCCAUCAUUUCAGUCUGUGGACUAGCAGAACGGAGCUUGCAGAAUCCUUCUCAACACGGCCACAAAAACGGUACAGCGUGUGAAGAAGAGCUCAUGGAGCAGCUGGCUAAAGCAGAAACUGAGCAAGAAAAAGAUGAUGUUGGCAGAGGAUAGAGAGCAUUUUGAGGACUCAUUCUCGGUCAAGGCCUCUGCGGCAGAAAUGGAGAAAAUAAGUGGCUUCAGAGAGGUCCUGAAGAGAGAUAACCUGAAGCUAGGAGAAGAAAGAAAGAAACGAGAGGAAAAUGGCAGGCUGGGAGGAAAGAGGGUACGAAAUUCCUGGGUGCCAACCUGCCUAUGGCAACCUAGAAUUCUCCAGGGCAGGCUCGCAAAAUCUUCACCUACUCUCUGGGACAGCACUUUGCAAGAACAGAAGGGGGAAUUACGAAAGCGCCUAUCGUACACUACCCAUAAGCUGGAAAUGCUUGAAACAGAGUUUGACUCUACACGUCAGUAUCUUGAAAUAGAAUUGAGACGUGCUCAGGAGGAACUUGAAAAAGUAACUGAAAAACUGAGAAGGCAAGUGAUUACUCCCCUGAAGACAUAUCAUAAUGGAAGCCAAAAAUAUUUUACGAGGAUACAAAACAAUUACCUAGCCUUACAAAGAAUUAAUCAGGAUCUGGAGGAUAAACUUUACAGAAUGGGUCAACAUUAUGAAGAGGAAAAACGGGCUUUGAGCCAUGAAAUAAUUGCACUCAAUAAUCACUUAAUAGAAGCCAAGGUGACAAUAGAUAAGUUGUCAGAAGACAAUGAGCUCUACAGGAAGGACUGCAAUUUAGCUGCUCAGCUUCUCCAGUGCAGCAAGAACUAUGACAGGGCACAUAAACUUUCAGAGUUGCCGACUGACUUUCAGGAAAGAGUCAGCAUCCACCUGGAGAAACACGGCUGCAGCCUUUCUGUCCCCUUGUGCCACACUUCUUACGCCGACACCAUUCCCACCUGCGUCAUUGCCAAAGUGCUGGAGAAGCCAGACCCACACAGCUUGUCCUCACACCUGUCAAGCCCAUCCACAAGGGAUCUCAAUUUUCAGGACUCUGCUGGAAAAGUGGGACAAAGAGCCCAAUACAAGUCUGACAUCUACUGCAGUGACACGGCCCUUUACUGCCCCGAGGAGAGGAGGAGGGAGAGGCGGCCGAGCGUGGACACGCAGGUGAAGGACGUGGGGUUCCUGCGCUCCCAAAACUCCACGGACAGCACCGUGGAAGAGGACGGUUUCCACUCCAGCUUCUCGCACGAAGCCUUCCCUGAGUACAUCACCUCUCUGCCGACCUCCAGCUCCUACUCCAGCUUCAGCGUCACGUCUGAGGAGAAGGAGAACGCCCAAGCCAACACGCUGACGGCCUCGCAGCAGGCCAUCUACAUGAGCAACCGCGAGGAGCUCUUUGAGAGGAAGUCGCCCGCGGGCUACGAGCACCAGGGGAGCCCCAGGUUCGCCAAGGCCAAACCCGCGCAGCACAUGGAGCUGGCUGACGACAACGAGAACUCGCCCACUUUCACCAGGACUCUGCCCCCGUAUGCAAACGAACCUUUUCAUUUCUCAGCCAUAACACCACAGCAGGCUCUGGCAAACCAGAAAAUGAGGAACGAGUGCAGGAGCACACACCUUUCAGAAGAAGACUUGCCGGGGCGGUGGAGGCAGCUGAGCGUGGAGGACAUUGGAGCGUACUCCUACAGGAACGCUGGCAGGCUGUCGCCCUGCAGUUUCUCAGAGCAGUACUACAGCAGCCCCAUCAAGAAGGGGGACAGUCGAACGAGCCCCAUCUAUGCUAGCUACAAAGCAGACAGCUGCUCGGAGGGAGAUGACAUCUGCCAAAGCAGACUUGUGGACUCUUGCUUCCUGAGAACAGACAGUGGCCUGAACAUUGACAUCAGCACAAGCUGUAAGCAGGACAAAUUACCCACUUACAAAACAAAAGAACCAAGAGACCAAAAAAACGAAAGGAUCACUGUCCAGUUAUGCAGUAGCAAAAACAUCGAAAACAGCCCGGUGUUGAAAAGAGAAUACGUGGACGUGAGCCCCAACAGCUCAGCAGAGUCCCUCAACCAGAGCUCAGUGGAGGCCCCAGAAGUGCACCAGUCUUCCAUGGACCAGGGAAGCCAUCCGGGGGCCCACAGCAAGCAGCCGCAGUUCCAGCGCACGGGGAGCACUGGGCUGAGUCGGAAGGACAGCCUUACAAAAGCACAGCUAUAUGGAACCCUUCUCAACUAGGCACCUCCCCACAUGGCAAUAAGGCAGCAGACAAAGGGAAGGAGAGAGCGUUUGAUGCUCCUAGUGAACAAUAGGGUUCUGAGAAACAGGAUUAUUAUGAAAUAUAUAUUCAUAACGGUACUAUAUGUUUAAAACAAAAUCUCUUCAAAAACGUUAUACAGCACUUUUCACUUGACAUCCUUUCCACAUGGGAGACUGUCCCCUCCCCUCUUUUAUAAACCUGAAAUAUUUUUAUAAACAAAAAUGUAUUUAUUAAACUAUCCUAAGCUAUUUGAGCAGAAUUCUUUUCCCUUCAAGCAGGUUUCUUAUUUAUUUUUGUGCAUGAGGCCAUCUGUGCCUAAAUUCUAGGAGGAAAAGGGUAAAAUCAUGAUGACAGUGACAAAAAAAAAUAAACCCACCUGAUAAAAUACCAUAAAAUGUCAUGUGAAAUUAAAAAAAACCAAGAAUGGUGAAUUUCAAGAAGUAUAUUUUUUAACAAGAAUGGAAUUGUACCUUAAGUUAUUUCAUACAAAUGUAUUUAUGAGUGGCUAAUGUAUGCACAAAGUGAUACUAAUAUUUUGUUCUUUUAAUCCACUGUGUUUCUGCUUUCCUAUUUUUCCUUGUAUACUACCUCAAAAGUAAUUGAGGGUUUCUUUGUCACAUUUUCUGUAGGCUUGCAUUUAUAUUGUCUAAAAUGCAUGCAGUGUCAUAAUUAAUACUGUAUUUUGCAUAACUUAAUAAAAGACACCAGUGGAUAUAUUU